Messenger RNA from Rotaria sp. Silwood2, 891 nucleotides. NCBI's taxonomy places the organism in Eukaryota, Metazoa, Rotifera, Eurotatoria, Philodinida, Philodinidae. The record is from the annotation of a GenBank genome assembly.
AUGACGAAUGAUAAUGAAUUUCAACCAGAUCUAUCCGAAAAUGAAGAACAAGAUAAUAAAUCACCAAAAAAUGAUAUUGAUGACAAUAUAUCUGAUUUAUCAUUAUCUUUAUCACCUGAAUUAGAUCCACAAGAAAAAGAAAUUGAAGAAGAAAUUAAAAAUGAUGAUCUUUCACCAGAAAUUCAUGAUCAAGUUGAUGAAAUUCUUCAUAUUAAUGAAAAUAAAGAACAAGAUGAUCUUACUCAAUUUAUAAUACAAGCUAAACAACAAGGUUAUAAUUGUCUUGAUCUUUCAAAAAAAAAUAUUACUGAAUUUCCUACAACAUUAUUAGAAUUUCCUUCAUUGCAAUAUUUAUAUUUAGAAGGUAAUGAAAUAACACAAUUACCAGAUGAUUUAUUUCUUCGAUUACCAAAUUUAAAAUGGAUUGACCUACGCAACAAUAAAAUUACUCAUAUUCCAAGUCUUGGUCUCGAUAAAAAUAGUUCAUUACGAUAUUUAUUAUUAAGUGGAAAUUUAAUCCGAACAUUGCCUGUUCAACUUGACAUGAGUGCUGUAAAGAAUACAAUCGUUCAAACAAACAGUGAUAAUUUGGAAAUAUUUUCUCUUCUUUGGCUUGAUGCAGAAGUCAAUGCUUCAGAAGAGAACAGGCAUGCUCAAAAGCGACUUCGUUCAAUCAUCAAUCAUCUCAUAAUAUUUCAUGAUCUGAACGAAUGUGAACAAUAUAUUGUGGCUUGUUCUGAACACGAUCGACUUGUUGUUAUUGUUAGUGGUAGAUUAAGCAAAGAAUUACUUCCUCACAUUCAUCAUCUUCGACAGCUAUCAGCUGUUUAUAUCUAUUGUUGGAAUAAACAAGCAUAUAAAAAGUGGGCUAAACAGUUCACUAAAGUAUGA